CUCUUUUCUUCGAAAUUGUGAAAUGGAAAUAAGAAUUCAGUUUGAGAACCCGACGUUUUUGGUUUAUUUCAAUUUUUAAUUUUCUGCAAUUUUUAAUUAAAUUUAACGCUUGAAUGGCAAAAAUUGGACGAGCGGCUCGAGCGGUUAAUCGCCUAGACCGCUCGCCAACUGCUACAUAAAACUGGAAUGGCUUUUAAAUUGUUCCGAGCUGAUUUUUUGACCGGAUGACGGUUUUACCGGUCGGGCCUAGCGACUCGGCUAAACUUUAAUAACCCUGAAAAAAGUAAUAUAUAUCAAAUAACCAAUUAGCUAAGCUGUGGUUCACUCAUUUACUAAUCACUGUAAAAAAAAAUUCAGAAAGAAUUUCAUUAGUGAGUAAAGUGGGUGUUAACCCAAGGAAGAUCACAUACAAGUGAGGGACGUAAAGGUAAAAGCACACUCAUCAAGCAAGUGGUCAUAACCUCGUAUCAUUAAGUUACAUGUCAUUACUAUUGCAUACACACAUAUUGGCAACUAUCAACAUUCCACACCAAUGGAUGUCACCCAUCGCAUGCGCAACUAAUAUAUACAUGUAGAAGGUUCUUAAAACCUUUUAACAAAAACUUAUGAGUCAAUGGCCAAAAUCCAAGGUAGCAAUCUAAGCAUAAAAUAGUUGAAGACCAUACCCCGUUAUACCUUCAACUCUUAGCUUUGCCUGUAGCUAUGUAGUUAUCUACUGAUAUUGUUGAUGAUAUGCUUGCAUAAGCAGAGCAAAAUAGGGUCAAGUACUCAUAACUGGGUGAGAAAAUCAUCGCAUCGUUAGUUCACAACAAAGCAUACUCAUAUCAUACAUCUAACAAAGAAGUCAAGAUACUAGGAUCAAAUCUGGUCCAUCCCGACAUCCUAAUAUGUAAGAGAAUCUACCAUCUUGAAUGAUGCAUAUGCAUCUUACCAUGUUUCAAAUACAGGCGUCUGAUUACUCUCAUACGAUUAAAUCUCCCGAAAAUACAUACCAAAUAUCUCUCAGGCUGUUGUCAUAUGUAACACCACUGCGGGCAUGGUUGUAAAUGAUUAUAAGUCAACACCGAUGAUGAUAGCAUAACGUCUAAUAAUAGAAUAAUAACAACAUGGAAAGUCCUAGUUACCAAGUAAACAUGGGACUACUAGGCUUACUGUACAUCUGAUAAUAGAAUACCAACAUGGAUAGCAUAGACUAAUUAUGCCUAGUAAGCAGGUGGGUCGAUUUUAGAUCAAAACCUACUCAACCCGCCGAUUGUCGGGUAUAGCUUGUAUAGCUAGUUCCAACAAAGAGUACUUUUUUUUUGCCAUUCAAAACCCCAGAAGCGGAGAAUGAAAAAGAUAUAAUAUCUGAAAAAGAUCCAAAAGGAUCCUUACAUUCGUAACCAAGAAACGAAGUCGAACCCCUUAAACAUACGGGUCCCAGCAAAGAGUACUCGGUCGCCCCAAAAUUACGGUACCACUACUCUGUGGGGCUGGAGAUUCCCUAUAUGGGCCGAAGUUCCCUCUCUUCUCUUCGGCCCAUUUGUGGGCAAGCCUGGUGCCGAUGCUACCGCGCUGGACUCCCGCCCGCCCCGCCCGUCUUCUUGCUCGUAAGCGGCGGGAGGGUUUAAUGUAGGUUUUGGCUCGCCGACGGAAAACGAUUUGAAUUCGUUGUUUAAGCACAGGUAGAAGGAACUUCCUCGUCUCCCCUGUUGCAGCUGCAGAUUUCCAAAGCGCCAAACGGGAAAGCAGCUCACGCAACGAAUUUGCUUGGGUGACUUAAGGUGCCGUAUUUUCUCCUUUUUUCCCCCCAUUCUCACCCGCUGAAUUACGUCCGCGUUGCUCCUCGAAGCCAACCUUCACUCUGCUUCCUUCUCCCCUAAAGAUUGAGUUCUUCCGUUACUCUUGUGUAAAGCCUAGUUUCUUGACAGUGCAGCUAUGGUGGAUUUUUCAUUUAUGUGUCUAAUUAUUGUGUGAUUUUCACUGUUCUGCUGGUCGACGAAUUUUGACACGGGCCACGUGUUGUAUGGUUUCUGCAGGUCGGAGAGCUUUAUUCAGCAAUCAAUUUGCUAGCUUGCUUAGAAUUAGUUCGAUGGGUAGGGAUAAUAGUAAUUUCUACAACCAGGGUUCAAUGGGGAAGGGUGGGAGAAACAAGGUGAGAAAUUCACUGAAUGCAGACCCACAGCCAACCGUUGUCAGGAAUCAAAUUGACCCGGAAACAAAAACAUACUUCUCGGAGAUUGCAAACCUUUUCGAAAGUAGUGAGAUUGAAUUAGAGGAGCGGUCAGUAAUAUGCAGCAAUGCUCUUGAAGAAGCUAAAGGGAAAGAAUUUGAGCUCGCAACUGAUUAUAUAAUAAGCCAUACUAUGCAAGGCCUCCUCGAAGGAUCCGAUGUGGACCACCUCUGUGGUUUUCUCCGAAGUUGUGCAGGAUUGUUCCCUAUGAUCGCUACUGAUAGAUGUGGUUCUCAUGUGGCUGAGACAGCACUCAAGUCUUUAGCUACAUUUGUUCAGGAGAAUGAUUACUAUUCACUUAUAGAAGAUACUCUAAAUUCCGUAUGCCAGGGGAUUGCAGCCAACCCUAUUGAUAUGAUGUGUAACCAGCAUGGAUCUCAUGUUCUUCGUACACUUCUAUGUCUCUGUGGGGGUGUACGGUUGGAUUCCCCGGAAUUUCAUGGAGUAAAGUCAUCCUCAGCUUUGGCUAAUCGUUUAAACCUCCAAGCAUCUCGAGUAGGUGGGAGUGAUUCUGUGCAUAUUCACCAGGGAUUUCCUGGUUUGCUUAAAGAUAUUGUAUCAGCAAUGUUGAAACAUACCAGAGAAGACAGCAGAAGCAUCCUAGUGGAUCAAUGUAGCAGUUUGGUCCUGCAGACAGCUUUGAAGUUGCUUGCAGGAGAUAAUGAAGAGUUAUUGCAUGUAAUACCGGUCCUGCUUGGCUGCAAAAACCAAAACUUAAUAGAAGGAAACUUGAUAGACAAGACGAUUGCUAGGGAUAUUGUGAAGCUUAUGAAAGAACCUGCGUUUAGCCGCUUGAUGGAAGUAAUAUUGGAAGUGGCUCCUGAAAGUCUGUAUGAGGAGCUGUUCAUGAAACUCUUUAGGAAUUCACUGUUUGAGCUUUCAUCUGAUAAAUGUGGGAACUUUGUGGUUCAAGCAUUAAUUUCUUAUACAAGAGAUGAAGAACAAGUGAAGUUGAUCUGGAAGGAACUUGGCCCUAAAUGUAAAGAUCUACUGGAAAUGGGGUGUUCAGGAGUCAUUGCUUCAUUCGUAGCUGCUAGUCAAAGGCUUCAAACUCAUGGACUCGAGUGCUGCCAAGCUCUUGCGGAUGCAGUGCGUGUGGGGUCGGACGAGUCUCCAAGAUACAUUAUUCCCAGAAUAUUGUUUCUUGAAAAUUACUUCAGAUGUGAGGACAAGUCCUCUUGGGAAUGGCCAAAUGUUUCUAAGAUGCAUGUUAUGGGCUCUCUGAUUCUACAGGCAGUUUUUAAAUUUCCAAGUGACUUCAUAGAGCCAUAUAUCAAGAGUUUCACGUGCAUGGAAACGGAGCAGAUCCUCAAAGUCGCAAAGGAUGCUGGGGGAGCUCGUGUUCUUGAAGCAUUUUUAGAUUCAGACAUCUCUGCCAAGCACAAGCGGAGAGUUAUUUCAAAGCUAAAAGGACAUUUUGGCGAGCUGGCAAAAAACCCGUCUGGUUGCUUCACUGUUGAGAAGUGCUUUACCGUGAGUAACCUGUCAUUGAGAGAGGCCAUAGCAUCAGACUUGGCAACAGUGCAACAAGCGCUGGAACACUCCAAGGCAAAGCAAAGCCUCUACCUCUUAAGGAAGCUGGAUAUUGAUGGAUAUGCCAAGCGGCCUGAUCUAUGGAGAUCAAAGCAAGAGUCGAGACAAGCAACAUACGACGAGUUUUAUGCAGCAUUUGGGAAAACUGAGGAUGCAACAACACAUUCAAGAAAACGAAAGAAAAGGGAGGAGAUUGUUGAUCACUUGCCCUCGGAGGAACAUGCCAAAGAUGUUGAUUCCAAGGGUGGCAAGAGAGUGAAGAAGCACACGGAGAAGGUUGAAUCAGCAAGUGAUGGUCCUCCAAAAACGCCAUUCCUAUCGGAAGAGAUGCAGGGGAAGAAACGGAAGGGGAAGACUGGGCAGUUGAAAGCUUGGAAAUAGUGAACGGCAUGAGCACCUGCUGCCGCUGCCUUCUGCAGGUUCUUCACCAGACCUUUCUGAUUAUCUUUCUUCUUACAGUGUAGCCCCAUAGGACUGUUGGGUGUUUAGCACUUCUAGGUUCGGGGUUACUUUUUGACCUCAAUGAGAGCAUGAUUAAUUUGAUGUAUGAAGAGGAAGUGAUGUUGAAAGCGGCUGAUGAAAGGCAAGCAUGGUAACCAUGUCUUGGUGAAACUUGGUCAAAAUUUUGUACUACAACUACUUGAGCUUGUGUUCAUGCAACUAUACAUUCUGGCUUUUUGGUAGCUCUUUUCAUUGUAUCAACGCUGUAUCAACGAAAGUGACAAGUGCUCGAUAUUUGGUCUUAAAAGAAUGUCGAUAAAGUGGUAGCCAUGGAAGGGAGCAUUCAUCCCAAAACAAAACCCCUCUUCCUACUUUGCUUGCUUUGUGCUGGUCGAAGUAAAACAAAAAAAGAAUCUUCCUACUUUGCUUGCUUUGUGCUGGUCGAAGUAAAACAAAAAAAGAAUUGAAUGUUGCUCUGCUUCUCAUCUAUAAAAGCCUACGUAAUCUACUACAAUCAGUUUAGACCAAAUGAUACCCGCAGAUAUACAAGAACAGACAAGCCACAUUAAAGUAAACACUACCAGUCUACAUUACAUGCUAUUCUUAAACUUCAACACAUCUUUGGCAUCUAGCCCAUACAUCUCGCAAACACUAGCGAUCGCAGUUUCGCUAACAUCAUUAUCUUCAUGUUGCCCGACGAUGAUCUCCUGAAGUUCCCUUGAUGGCUGCAACACCUGCAAGUAUCUUCAGAACAAGGCUUCACAGCCACGGAAGCCAAUAAAUAAACAGCAACCAUGACAUGACAACACCAGCAUGUAUUGAACAUUUAUCAGCAAUGCAAUACAACAUCAGCCCGCUGGACAAUAGGGUGACGGUUUUCCUACUGCAACAACCCUGGCUAACUCUAUAUACGUACGUAAAACCAGUAGCAAGUAGCAAUAACAUCUAUGGGCUUUCAAGAGGUCUACCCGAAUAACUUACAGUAAAGAUU
Molecule: messenger RNA, 5177 nt
Organism: Linum trigynum
Lineage: Eukaryota; Viridiplantae; Streptophyta; Magnoliopsida; Malpighiales; Linaceae
Source: the annotation of a GenBank genome assembly